CCGACGCGUCGCGUCACUAGCGCUGUCUGAACAGUCUGGCGGGAGAGACCCCGGCUCGUGUUGUCCGUCAGUUUAUGAACGGUGUUCGUGAAAUAAUAUUUGUUUUUACAUCAACACGUUACUCUAGAUCAAAUCUUGCGUUCUUUUUUCUUUUAAUUUGGGAGGAGAGACCCCAUAGACUUCUCUAUUCUCCUGCUUUAACAGUAUAGUCUACGGUAUUGCACUUUCACAACAUAAAAUAGCUCGCAAGCUAAAAAAAAAAGUGAAGCCAAGGAUUCGAGCGUUUACUUUAAAACUAGAGCAAUGGCAAAAGUGCAAGUGUUAAAUGUAGCUGUGCUGGACAACCCUAGUCCAUUUGGAAACCCGUUUCAAUUCGAAAUAACGUUUGAGUGCAUGGAGGACCUUCCUGAGGAUCUCGAAUGGAAGAUUAUUUACGUUGGCUCCGCAGAAAGUGAGGAGUAUGAUCAGACCCUUGACUCUGUCCUGGUUGGUCCAGUUCCUGCAGGCCGACACAUGUUUGUUUUUCAGGCAGAAGCUCCAAACCCUAACCUCAUACCUGAGAGUGAUGCUGUGGGUGUUACUGUCGCGCUGAUCACAUGCACAUACAGAGGACAGGAGUUCAUUCGCAUCGGCUACUAUGUUAACAAUGAGUAUACGGACACGGAGCUUCGUGAGAACCCACCCGUUAAACCCAACUAUGGACAGCUCCAGAGGAACAUUCUGGCUUCCAACCCUCGUGUAACCAGAUUUCACAUCAACUGGGAGGGAUGUGCUGAGAAAAUGGAGGAUUCGGAGAACGUGGACCCCGCACCCAACGCCAUGCUGCCGCCGUCCUGCGCCCCAGGAAAAGCCCCUCCGCUUGGCCUGGUGCCAGACAACUCCAUGGACUGUUUGUAGUGACGCAGGCUCCUGUGAAUAAUCCUCACAUCUCAAGGCUCAUCCAUGAGCUCAGGUCAAUCUGGACACUGUGGAGGAGAGGCGGGAAAAAAAAAACACAUCAGAGGGGGGUUAUAUCAUUUUGUUACAGUUGUCACGCCUGUUUGAAACAAAUCAGUGGUGUGACUCUGCACAAUAUCCUCCGGUACGCAAUAAACAUAUUUGCUUUUCAGUUUGAAACCUGAAUGGAGAGCUGGUGAGUCAUGUGUCUGAGACAUGAUUUAGGUAUUAGGAUGUGCUGCAUCUAAUGCCGUUUGAUCCAAACCCGAUUCUCAAACUGAAAGGCGAUGGAAGAUCAGCUUAGUUGAUAAGAUGUCAGAUGCAUAAUUCAUUGAACAGACACAAUCAGCAAAACCUAAAGGUUACAGCUACUCUGGAUGAUGCUUUUUUGUGGGUGGGACUGUAUUAUAUUGUGUAUAAAUAUAUAUAUCUGUUUUUUUGUAUGCCAGUUCACCUCGAAAUAAAUGUUUUGAUACGUUACAAUGCUCA
Messenger RNA from Pimephales promelas (fathead minnow), 1425 nucleotides. It is a transcript of the gene asf1ba, whose product is annotated as anti-silencing function 1B histone chaperone a. The record is from RefSeq and is a predicted model, not a curated record. NCBI's taxonomy places the organism in Eukaryota, Metazoa, Chordata, Actinopteri, Cypriniformes, Leuciscidae. Gene Ontology annotation, biological process: DNA replication-dependent chromatin assembly. Gene Ontology annotation, molecular function: histone binding. Gene Ontology annotation, cellular component: chromatin; nucleus.